AUGGAUCAGAAGGGCAAUAUUGUAGAUGUAAGUGAUAUCAUGGAUCAGAAGGGCAAUAUUGUAGAUUUAAGUGGUGAUAUCAUGGAUCAGAAGGGCAAUAUCGUAGAUUUAAGUGGUGAUAUCAUGGAUCAGAAGGGCAAUAUUGUAGAUUUAAGUGGUGAUAUCAUGGAUCAGAAGGGCAAUAUUGUAGAUUUAAAUGGUGAUAUCAUGGAUCAGAAGGGCAAUAUUGUAGAUUUAAGUGGUGAUAUCAUGGAUCAGAAGGGCAAUAUUGUAGAUUUAAGUGGUGAUAUCAUGGAUCAGAAGGGCAAUAUUGUAGAUUUAAGUGGUGAUAUCAUGGAUCAGAAGGGCAAUAUUGUAGGUGAUAUCAUGGAUCAGAAGGGCAAUAUUGUAGAUUUAAGUGGUGAUAUCAUGGAUCAGAAGGGCAAUAUUGUAGAUGAGUGGUGA
This is a messenger RNA of Haliotis rubra (blacklip abalone), 444 nucleotides long. RefSeq lists its product as uncharacterized. Bases 1 to 444 code for a protein of 147 amino acids. The record is from RefSeq and is a predicted model, not a curated record. NCBI's taxonomy places the organism in Eukaryota, Metazoa, Mollusca, Gastropoda, Lepetellida, Haliotidae. The transcript has a single exon.